AUGACCUGGGCCGGCACAGUGAGGUGUCCCAUUGAGCAGCAAGCGACCCGAGUCCAGACAACUUGCGCAAAGGCCGUGGCAGAGGGACCCGCAGCGGCUCAGGCCAUUUUGACCCGGCGGAUGUCAUUCUGCCAACUUCGCCACUUCACAUCAUGCGUCACGUCCGAUGAUCACCGUCCCCGUUUUAAAGGUCCUGCCGCUGCUUCCGGGGCCGUCACCAAGUCGGCGUCCUUGCCGCCGUUGCCGGAAAACAAGGCAGGAUCCGUUCCGGGUGCAAAGCUUCAAGUGGUCGAACAGCAGCUCAGCAACUGGGACAAAUAUGGACGGCCCUGGCAGUCGGCCGUGGCCAUUGGAAGAGCUCAAUGCUGGAGCAGCCUCCAACAGGCGAAUACCUUCGACGCUGCUGCGGCCAUUGAAGUGGCAACAUCUGUGGGCCAGGAGAGCGCGGUGCUAGCAUCGUUGCCUUUGGCAGACAUCGACUCGGACCGGGGCUUCCGUCGACCUCGCAACAGCUCCAAGACGAGUUCUGAAAGGUGGCGUUUCCGAAAGUUCACAAGUCCUUUAAUUCAUUGGGUUCUUGACAUCGAUCCUGGCAUCAAGUUCAAUGUGCACUCGCUGAUUCAGUGGUCUCUAUUCUUGUAUGCUGCAUAUGUUAGCUGCAACGCCUAUCGUGUUCUGGGGGUCAUUGAACUAUGUCAAGACCACUUGGGACCAGCAAACCAAUUCUUCAUCAUGGCACUGCGCGAAUUCUUGAAGUCAGAUCUGGGACGCAAGACAGUGUGGUGUGCAGUUUCAUUUUGGAAUAUGCACAUAACACUGAAGGCGCUCGGCCACAUGCCAGAAUCUUUGCCCUGGCUCAAGAAAGCCACCAUUUUGCACACAGAGAUCGAGGGAAGCAGUCAUCCCUACUCCAAGAAAUAUCGAGACGACUUUAUCAAAUUGACGAAGGAAGUGUCUCCACAGCCUGACUAUGAUCGCUUGACGCUCUCGGAUGAAGACACUGCUGCAAUGGAAGCACUUUUAGGUCCUCGAGGUGCCUCACGGGGAAGUUCUCAGGUCGUCCUGUGGCUGGUGUCUCUGAAAGAAGGGCAGUUUGAUAGGGAAAAGAAUGUGUCGACAGCUCAACUCCGAGGCACAUACCCAUCAUCAAGCUCGGCGGCCAGAAGAGGUUCAGGAGCUGGAGCCAAUGGAGUCGGCUCCAGCACCAGGCUGCUGCUUGCUUCCGCCGGCGCUGCAGUUUUGACCAAAGGCUUCCUCUCUCGUCGUCAACGUGGUGUGUCCGGCAACGAGAACCACCGGUCUUCGGGACGUUUGGUGCGGAACUCUGCCACGAAGACCCGGACGGCAGAGGCCGUGGUGGAAAAAAGUGGCCGGGGCGCCAAGGAGUAUGACCUCUCGGAUCCCCAGGCGUCCUUCGAAAAGGUUGGCCGGAUGGUGCUGAAGGAGAUGGUGAAUGAGCUGCCAGGCCUCUAUGAAUUGCCUUCCAAGGAGGUAUCUUGGGUGGAGCGCUCUCUGGAGUACAAUACGCAAGGUGGCAAGAUGAACAGAGGAUUGAUCGUGGUCGAAACCGGCGUUGCCCUGAUGAAGCAUCAGGGCCGGGAACCCAGCAAUGCCGACCUUCACCGCUUUGCCGUCUUGGGCUGGGCGGUGGAGUACCUGCAGGCCUGCAUGUUGAUGGCGGAUGACAUGAUGGAUGGAUCUGUGACCCGACGUGGCAAUCCUUGCUGGUACAGGCUGCCAGAAGUUGGCUUGCUGAAUACCAACGACUUCCUGAUGGUGGAGAUGUAUGUUUACAAGAUCGUGAAGCGCCAUUUCGGACAGGAAGAGAUCUUCCCGUGGUUGGUGGAUCUUCUUUUGGAGACAACCUUCCAAACGGAAUGCGGCCAACUGUUAGACUCCAUUUGUGCCAACUGCGAGCUGGAGGAGUUGACAACGGAGCGCUGGACGCUGAUAGUGAAGUACAAGACGGCUUUCUAUUCCUUCUACCUACCAGUGGCAUUGGCCAUGCUGGUCACGGGAGUUCGAGACCGAACAGCCUUCGACACGGCCAGAGAAGCAUUGCUGGAGAUGGGUAUCUACUUCCAGGCGAAGCGGGUCAUUUUUCGGGUGUUUAACCCCAGAAAUGAUGUAUUUUACCAACCAAAUUAUGGAUUUAUAAUACUGUAUUUUACAGAGACGAAAUGA
Messenger RNA from Cladocopium goreaui, 2184 nucleotides. NCBI's taxonomy places the organism in Eukaryota, Dinophyceae, Suessiales, Symbiodiniaceae. The record is from the annotation of a GenBank genome assembly.